CUAAAGUACCAUUAAAAAUGUUUUGAUUGAAUAAACUAAUAAUCUGAUAUACACAUAUAGAAUAGUAUAUAUUUUAAUAGCGAGAAUAUUUUAAUUAAAAAAAAAUUAUUGACAAAUAGAAAUAGUAUAAUAUUGAUUUGGCUAUGUGUGUCUCACAGGGUUUGUUAUUUCAUGCAUUCCGAAUUAUAUUGUAAUAAAAUUAGAAUGUUGGACCACAAGGGACCGAUCACUGUUAGUUGCAUUGGCUGCUACUAGAGUUCCCUGAAAGACCACGUACGUGACUACAUACUGCGCAUGCGCUUCUUCGAGUGGCGCCUACAAGCAACAUAAGUGGGAGAAUAGUAGCGCUUCGCUUUUCCAUCCUCACAAUCAGUUGCAAGCAAAUGGCGUCGUACAGGUGGAGAUCGUUGCGUCAAACUUCCAAAAUCAUGAAUGAACACUAAGUUUUAUGAUGAAUUUGAACUAAAGUAAAGAGGACUUCAAUCGCGUGUACGAGUAACGUAUCGCGAUAAAAAUCUUGUCUGAACAAUGAAUGAAGUGAGUGGGGGGAAACAAGAAAUGGCAAGUACCUCAGCUUGGGAAACAUUGUCAGGACAAUCUGUUCCAUCACUUCCCGCUAUGCACCAUCAUCAUCAGUCUCUUCAGCAGGAAUCAAACCCUCCAGUUACGCAAGUGAUAGUUCCUACACCAGUGAAGCUGCAAGCACCCGUACUACCACCUCCACAAAAUGUCGUGGACCAUUGUACACAGCUUGCUCAUAUUCAACAGCCAUCCUUACUUCCUCAGGUCCCAAACCCUGGAGGUUUCGCAGAACCUGAACUUUCACCAGAAUUACAGCAACAAGGUUGGAAAAAAUUUUGGAGUAAGCGGGAGAAUAGGCCUUAUUUCUGGAAUAAAUUGACUGGAGAAUCUUUGUGGGUUGUACCUUCUCUAAAACCACAGUUUGAUCCCAUUACGGAUCCACUUGGUAUUUGCGGCGUAGUACCUAUCCCGGGGAAUGGACCUAUACCUCCAGGUACGCCUGGAGGUACGUUAAAACGUCGCGCAUCCGAGGACGGAAAUACAGUUCCACCAGCUAAAAAAUUUGUACUAGCGGGGCCGUGGGAUUUGGAGAUACCAACAAAUGUAAUUAUCUACGAAAGAGCGCCGUCGAAUUUACCUCACGUCCACCCUGAAGCAGAGGCUCUAAGAUGCGGUCUACUUGCCAAGUUACGACAAUGCUACCAAGAACUAUGCCAUACUCGAGAGUCGAUUGAUGCUCCAAAGGAUUCGUUCAAUCGUUGGCUAAUGGAACGCAAAGUAAUAGACUGCGGUUCCGAUCCGCUCCUUCCAAGCCAAUGCUUCCCAGAGAUCUCCAUGUCCAUGUAUCGGGAGAUUAUGAACGAUAUUCCCAUAAAGCUGGUCAGACCAAAAUUUACGGGCGAUGCCAGGAAGCAGCUCUCGCGCUACGCCGAGGCAGCUAAAAAGAUGAUUGAAUCUCGUGCAGCUUCUUCUGAGAGCAGAAAAGUCGUCAAGUGGAAUGCAGAAGACACAUUUCAGUGGCUGAGGCGGACAGUGGGUGCAACAUUUGACGACUUUCAGGAUAGAUUGGCUCAUCUGAAACGACAGUGUCAGCCUCAUCUUACAGAAACUGUUAAAGUUAGCGUAGAGGGUAUCUGCCUUAAGAUCUACCACCUUUCUACAGAAUACGCGAAGAAGGUGAAAGAUAAAAAUAAUCAGAUCCUCAAGGAUAAUGGACUGGGGGAUGUCAUACCAUUGGGAGGUCCUGCCAGUACUCAACGUAAAGUAUGGUGCUAUCCUGUGCAGUUCUCUUUACCAGGACCUCGACUUCCUCAGAUUGACUAUCUCCCUGAAAGGGAGCAGACUAUGCUGCGCUUCCACGGCGACGCAAUGUGCAUCAAUAAUGUUCACCUGACAAAGCUGGAACACCUCUACAGGUACAACUGUUUUGAUGACAAGAAAUUCGAAAUGUUCCUGCCACGAGUUUGGUGUAUGCUCAAGCGUUAUCAGACCUAUCUCGGUAUAAACGAAGGUCAAGCAACUCAAAUGGCACUACCUGUAACCGUCUUCGAAUGUCUUCAACGAUCAUUCGGCGUGACCUUCGAAUGCUUUGCCUCGCCCCUCAAUUGCUACUUCCGGCAGUACUGCUCAGCAUUUGCUGAUACGGAUUCUUAUUUCGGAUCACGUGGACCCUUUCUUGACUUCAGGCCGGUUAGUGGAUCCUUUCAAGCUAAUCCGCCUUACUGUGAGGAAUUAAUGGAAGCAAUGGUGAAUCAUUUUGAGAGACUUCUUUCUGAUUCUGCGGAACCCCUUUCCUUCGUCGUCUUUCUCCCGGAAUGGAGAGAUCCAGCACCUAAUGCCUUAAUCAAGCUAGAAGGCAGUCACUUCAAACGCAAACAAGUAGUAGUACCUGCGAUGGAGCACGAGUACAGACAUGGCUUCCAGCACGUCUUACCAAAAGGUGAAGUAAACAUACGUGCUGCUCAUGGAACUUUAGUCGUCUGGUUACAAAAUGCAGCUGGUACAGCUCGGUGGGGACCUACCGAGGAACGGGUCGAAGCACUACUGGAGGCUUGGCGACCUGGAAGAGAACGAGAGCGAGACAGGCAAGAACUCUUGUCUCCGCCGAGGCAAACACAUCAACCAAUACCGGCUACUCCGAUUCAGGUACCGUCUGCACCGCCGACAACACCCACUGGUGCACCCCUCGUACCUUCUACAUCUCCUGUUUCGAGUAACUCAACUUUAUCCACGCUUUCGACACUUUCUUCCCAUCCGAUGUAGGUACGACGACUAAGGGAGGAAAAAGAUUAUAUGAACGAGAAUAAUACGUAUGGUACAUAGAGAAUCCUCUAGUACAUUGCCAAGAGGAAGGUUUAAUACUACUUGUUAUUGUAACGAGAGUCGCGAAACAAAUAUGUAUCUAUUAUAUAGGUAUCAAAAGAAGUACGUUGUGUUUAGUCUGUAUCCUUCGAAGAGUCCGAUGUUGUGUGACAGAGUGUUUAUUGUUGCCGAUCAUUACGUCGGCCUUUUCUAAGCACGUGGACUAUCCCCAUAGUGGAUAUUCUUGCCAUGCAAGCUGAACAUAUGAAAUUAGCACGAAAAUUUUCGGGACAAAAAAUUAAAUAAAAGUAGCACAUAGACAAAUCGGAAGAGGAUAAGUUUAAAAAAGAUUAGAAUAUGUUUAGAAACUAAAAGAAAUAUCUUACAGAUACUAGAAUUCAUUUAAAUCGGUCGCUUCGUUAUUCUAAUUCAUUUCUUCUUUUUGUUUUGCUCUUCCAAUUUUUUUAUGGCCGCAUUUGAAAUUGAUCAUUGUUCAGUACAUAAUUUGCUUAUGUAACAUUUUUUGAAUUUUUUUUCUGUUUAUGUAUUACAUGCACGUAUGCAUACUAUGAAAUGAAGCUGACUACGCGAUCAGAUAAAUUUGAUUGAACUUCCAAAAAAUUAGUUUAGAGUAGUGUUACUAUUAACUCAUUUCAUUGAAAAGGAAAGAACAGAGGAGCAAAGCGCACAAUCGCCAUGAAAAGAUAUUUGAGACGUAAAUUUUAUAGAAUAUUGCUCAAGCAGAGAGAUAUUGUUUUACACGAUGACACGCACCCGAAUAAUCAUUAUUAUCAUUGAUAAAGAAGGAUCCCAUACGGGAAAAAGUUUUUUUUCUUUUCGUGUCAAGCAUAUCUACCGAGGGGUACUGCAAUGUAUCUUCUACUAUAAAGGAAAAGAAAUGGCACUGUAAAAAUAAAAGCAUAUCAAUUAAGUGAACGCGGAAUACAUUAGCCUCCUUACUUCCAAAAGAUAUGAUAGUGAGUCAAAAUCAUCCAAAUAGUCUUAAAGAUUCGUUUUUUCGCUUUAUUCGAAAUAAUAACGAUUCAUGCGCAUUAGAACUUGAGGCAAAUUAGUGGAUUUACAUUGACUGUUUCUUUUCCCUAUAUUUUUUUCUGUAUUGGAAAUACAAUGCUUUGUUUUUUUUUGUAUUCCCAGUAAAUUAAUACAUGCUUAAUGCUUUGUUCUUUUUGCGUUGCUGGUAAGUCGAUUUCUUUGAAUGUUUAACUCCAUAGAGCUCGGAUUAACUUGUACGUCUCAUAGAUUUUGUACAUUUUUAUUGGUAGUGUACUCUGUAUAUAGAUAUACAUAUAUGAUAUAUAUCUUUCUAGCGAUCCCAAGUUUAACAAUAUAUUUAUGCUUAUACGAUCGGUAGCGAGUAAGACAAUACGUGAAAUGUAAUUUUAGGUUCUAAUUGUAAGUGUAACAGCGUUAGUUGUUUUGUAUGAUGAGAAUGUUUCACGCGCAUUUGAUGGUGGAGUUUAGCAUGAGCAAGAGUUUGACUUGAGCUCCGAUCGUGACUUCUUGUUUGGUAGAUAUCAUAUUGGUGCGAUUUAAUUAUAAUCGAGACGAGAUUAUUUAUCCCUUGGAAUUAAAUGAUACAUCCUCGGGCACCCUCGAGCGAAAUAAAAAUAGAAGCUCAUCCGAGAAAUGCUAUGGAACUUCGUUUAAUUUCAGCGGAAAAUCUUGAGUGCAUAUUACACUGUAAACAACGAGGAAAAUGAUUACCCAGACGGCUAUGCAAAUGCCGGAUGUCCUAGAGUAUAUAAAAUACGUUACGUUGAGAAUUACGUUGUGCAAUGUUUUUAAUAUUUUAAUUCGAGAAAUGAACGACGUGAGCUACGAAUUGUAAAAAUCGUAGCCAUUACGGUGACUCAUAGAGUCCUAUUGUCUUUCAAUUCCUAAUACGUAAACAAUAAUGUAAUGGCACUUUCGUCGAAUGGUGUAUCAAAAAAAAAGUGCCUCAGCCGAUGUUCGCGGGUAAGACAUUUUUCUCGUCGAUCACCAUUUUUAACCUUUGUCAAAGAUUUAUACUUCUACAAGAUCUGGAUAUUCAUUUUUAUGAAAAUUUUAAGUUUUUCUCACUCUCAGCAGCUGUACAAACGCUAAGUGUAUACAUGAGAAAAUUGUUGUUGA
Messenger RNA from Cephus cinctus (wheat stem sawfly), 4956 nucleotides. RefSeq names its product phosphorylated CTD-interacting factor 1 (gene Pcif1). The record is from RefSeq and is a predicted model, not a curated record. Bases 529 to 2784 code for a protein of 751 amino acids. Lineage: Eukaryota; Metazoa; Arthropoda; Insecta; Hymenoptera; Cephidae. Gene Ontology annotation, molecular function: RNA polymerase II C-terminal domain binding; mRNA (2'-O-methyladenosine-N6-)-methyltransferase activity. The transcript has 6 exons. Gene Ontology annotation, cellular component: nucleus.